AUGCCCCGGCGCAACAGUGUUCAGGAUACCCAGCCACUCGUGGCUGCAAUCGACAUUGGCACCACCCUGGCGCGAUGUAUUUUAUUUAACCAGUACGGGGAGGAGAUGGCGAAGCACCAGAUCGAGUACCUGACGUCAGCCUCGGAGGCGCCUGCUGAGUCGCUGAACACCGACCAGUUUCGGAGACGGCUGUCGUUGAUGCGCCACAACCAACCCAUUUUCUCGGCGGAAGGGGUGGCCAUCUCCAUUAACGACGACGUCAUGGUGGAAAACAAUAGUGCUAGUGUCGGGCCCACCCUUAGAUUCCCCCAACCGGGCUGGGUCGAGUGUAUGCCGGUACACAUCCUUGCCAACGCCCUCCAGUGUCUUACCGCGUGCAUGAUCACGUUGAAGCGGAUAAACCGAGACCCCAACUUGAAGACAAAGUAUAAGGUGCGGGCGAUCGGUAUUGCCAACAUGCGGGAAACGACCAUCGUGUGGCUGAGACGGACUGGUAAACCCUUGAGUAAUGGGAUCACCUGGACGGAUACCCGUACCGCCGAGAUCGUCCAACAUUUGGAGCGGAUGACCGACGAGGAACAAAAGGAAGAGUUGCGGGCGAAAACCGGGUUGCCAUUGCUGACGUACUUCUCCGCAGCUAAGCUUCGGUGGUUGAUCGAUAACGAUGAUGAUAUCCGGGAAGAAUACGAAAAGGGUGACGGUAACCUCAUGUUCGGUACCGUUGACACCUGGUUGAUCUACCACAUGACUCGCGAGCGGGCGUUUGUCCUGGAUGUUACCAACGCCCUGCGGACGUACUUCAUGGAUUUGGAGACGAUGGACUACGACGAGGAAUUGUUAGACUUCUGGGGCAUCGACCCCGAGCGCAUUCGUCUUCCCAAGAUCGUGUCUCUGUCUGAGUUAUACGGGACAUUCUCGGUGCCCAACUUGGUCUCAUUGGGCUUCCACAACAAGAUUACCAAUGAAGCGCUCGAAAUGCUUAAAACGUUAGCGGGGACUCCUCUUUGUGGUUGUUUAGGUGACCAAUCGGCGUCUCUUGUUGGUCAAUUAGCAUUGAAAAGAGGCGACGCUAAGUGUACCUAUGGUACCGGUUGUUUCCUUUUGUUCAAUAAUGGUACUGAGAAGAUUAUUUCGAAACACGGUACUUUGACAACUUUUGGCUACUGGUUCCCCCACUUGGAAGGAGAAUCCGGUAAACCCCAUUACGCACUCGAGGGGCUGAUCGCAGUUGCUGGGCUGAUUAUCCAGUGGUUGCGGGAUAACUUGAAAUUGAUUGAAAACGCCCACGAUAUCGGGCCUUUGGUUUCACAAGUACACAAUUCCGGGGGCGUGGUGUUUAUUCCGGCAUUUUCUGGUUUGUAUGCCCCUUACUGGGAUCGUGGCGCUCGGGGUACCAUUUUUGGGAUGACUCAAUACACUACUUCUGGACAUAUUGCUCGGGCAGCAAUUGAAGGGGUUUGCUACCAGGUUCGAGCAAUCUUGGAGGCCAUGGCGCUGGAUGCUUUGAACAAACAGAAUGCUUUAGACCCUACUCUGAAUCCUGAUGAGGACGACAAGUUCGUGCUUUUGCGGGUAGACGGGGGUAUGUCGAAGGCCGACGAAGUAUUGCAAAUUCAAUCAGACAUCCUUGGUCCCAUGAUCAAUGUGGGGCGGGCGCCGAUCGCUGAAUGUACUGCAUUGGGUGCUGCGAUUGCUGCUGGGAUGGCGGCGAAGGAUCCUGAACAGCGGGUGUGGAAGGAUUUCAAGGAUUUGAAGGAGAAGAUCAGAGGUGAGAAGAAUCAACGGGAGUUUGCUUGUGAAAUUGAACUCAGCGAAAGAGUUAAGAACUUGAAGCGUUGGGAAAAGGCCGUGUCCAGAGCUCAAGACUGGUUGGACCCCGAAAUUGAAUAA
Diutina rugosa is the source of this 1890-nucleotide messenger RNA. It is a transcript of the gene GUT1, whose product is annotated as glycerol kinase. The record is from RefSeq and is a predicted model, not a curated record. Gene Ontology annotation, molecular function: glycerol kinase activity. NCBI's taxonomy places the organism in Eukaryota, Fungi, Ascomycota, Pichiomycetes, Serinales, Debaryomycetaceae. Bases 1 to 1890 code for a protein of 629 amino acids. Gene Ontology annotation, biological process: glycerol-3-phosphate biosynthetic process; triglyceride metabolic process; glycerol metabolic process. The transcript has a single exon. Gene Ontology annotation, cellular component: mitochondrion.